Stereum hirsutum FP-91666 SS1 is the source of this 711-nucleotide messenger RNA. Its product is annotated as COQ7 protein. Bases 1 to 711 code for a protein of 236 amino acids. The record is from RefSeq and is a predicted model, not a curated record. Gene Ontology annotation, biological process: ubiquinone biosynthetic process. The transcript has 3 exons. Gene Ontology annotation, cellular component: mitochondrial inner membrane. Lineage: Eukaryota; Fungi; Basidiomycota; Agaricomycetes; Russulales; Stereaceae. Gene Ontology annotation, molecular function: 3-demethoxyubiquinol 3-hydroxylase activity.
AUGUCCCUUGCCCUCUCCCCUCUUCGUCGAGCGUUUCCUUCUCUAAUACGCGUUCGGGUAUCUUUCGCUGUUGCUGCUCUGCAUACCGAAACAUCGCAACUGCCAUCAGACGCGUAUUUCGACCCAUCUCGGUCUGGACAUCCUUCAACUUCAAGUACUCCCGAGUACCUCACAGAGGAGCAACGAGAGGCCAUUGACAUAGCUCUGCGUGUGGACCAAGCUGGAGAAAUAGCUGCGAAUUAUAUUUACAGGGGCCAGCAUGCUGUUCUCGGCCGGGAUCCCAAACUCGGUCCCUUGGUCCAGGAGAUGUGGGAUCAAGAGAAGAAACAUCUAGCGGUGAUGAACAAGCUCCAGGUACAGCACCAGGUCAGGCCCACUCUGCUUUGGGAGUUUGCGAAAGCUGGGGGAUAUGGGUUGGGUGUCGUCACUGCACUUAUGGGGAAGGAAGCCGCCAUGGCUUGCACCGAGGCCGUCGAGACAGUGAUAGGGGAGCAUUAUGAUGAUCAAUUAAAAGAGAUGGAGAAGGUCUCAGAGGCGCAUCCUAGCGUUCCUUUAUUGAAGGACAUCAUUCGCGAAUUCCGAGACGACGAGCUCGAACACCUGGACAUCGCAGUCGAGCACGACUCACAACGCGCGCCCGCCCAUGCAUUACUGAGUUCCGUCAUAGGCGCAGGUUGUGCCGUGGCUAUCCAACUCUGCAAGCGAUUGUAG